Striga hermonthica is the source of this 399-nucleotide messenger RNA. Lineage: Eukaryota; Viridiplantae; Streptophyta; Magnoliopsida; Lamiales; Orobanchaceae. The record is from the annotation of a GenBank genome assembly.
AUGACAAGAGCUACUCUUACUCCAUCUCAUAAUCUUUAUGACUACAGGGCUUUCUAUGGUGUUUUGGGGUUUGUUAUGGAAAGUGGGGCCAAGGGAUGUGAGGUGAUCGUUAGUGGCAAAAUGAGGGCCCAGCGUGCCAAGGCCAUGAAGUUCAAGGACGGGUACAUGAUUUCUUCUGGCCAGCCCGUGAAAGAGUACAUUGACUCCGCUGUUAGGCACGUCCUGCUCAGACAGGGGGUACUUGGCAUCAAGGUCAAGAUCAUGCUCGACUGGGAUCCCAAAGGAAAGCAAGGCCCCACAACUCCUCUUCCGGAUCUCGUCACAAUUCACCCUCCGAAGGAAGAGGAAUUCAUCAGGCCAGCAGCUAUUGUGCCGACUGAAUUCGAGGUGCAAGCAUAG